AUGCCGUGGAAUUGGUUCUUAGAAUUUAAAACUAAAAUUAAACGCAUCAAUUUAUUUAAAGAUAUUGAUAAAACAAAUGAAGAAGAUAUCAAAAAUCAAAAAAUAUCGACAAUUAUCUUUCUUAUUCUGUUUAUAAUAUCAAUUGUUGCUCUCUUUCUAUAUUCAUCCUUGACUCCUAUAACAAAAACGGUAGUUGUUGAACAACCUUCUUUAUCCGAUUACAAACAAUUAGAAGAAAAAUAUUCAAAUACAUUAUUAUGUCCAUGUACAAGUGUUUCUAAUGAAUACAACAAAUUCAUAUCAUCAUUUACACCAACUCUCCAUCAAGUCUGCUCAAGUGAUUUUGUUAGUGACAAAUGGCUCAAUUAUGUUAAUUACCGUUUAUUUGUUGAACCACAAUAUCAUUUUAUUUGGGAUUUUCGUCAUUCAGCUUAUGGAUUUUUUUCUAUGUUACGCACACUUUGUGUAUUAGCUAAACAAACAAUUGAUGAUCAAUUAAUUUCAUUCUAUUCUACAAUUUUACUUACAGAAAAUACCAUUUCAGAAGAUAUAUUUUUAGCUAAUAUAAAUGCAGCUCGUGAUCAAUUUAUAAAUGUAAGUGCAAAUGAUUUUACAAUUACACUUGACUCAGUUAUAUUAAUGGGAAUAGUUAAUGUAGGAAUCAUCAAUCGAUUAGGAACACAGUGGAAAUUAGUUCUUUAUUUAUACUCGAACAGUGCAUUUUCCGAUGCUUGGGCAGGUCAACCAUACAGAAUAGGUGAAAAUUGUUUACGAACCAAUGUAUACUGUAGUACAACAACAGGUAUUUACUUAAGAAAACUUAACAAUGAGACAUCAUCUGAUUUAUAUUGGGGGGAAAAAUAUACAGCAGAAGUACAAUUCGAAGUUCCAGGUGUACUUGUAAGUGGUUUCAUACUCGAUUCUGUUCUUCAAUCAAAUCUUUCAUGUUUAUAUAAUGAAAGUUGUUUAUUGAAACUAAACACAUAUUUAAAUGAUUCACUUUCUCCAUUCAAUGCAACACCUUUAACAGUGCCUUCUUCUGCUCAAUCUCUUCCAACCAUUGAUGAUUUAACCAAAAAAUUAAUGGUGGAUUUUUGGCAACUAAAUUCAUCUUAUCAACAUUAUUUCAAUGCGUGCAAUCCAUUAACUUGCACAUAUACUUAUACUCAUCAGUUUGAUAUUCUUUUUAUUAUUACGACUGUUAUUUCAUUUAUUGGUGGAAUUGUAACAGUUCUUAUGAUCGUAAUAUUACCGACAGUGAAAUUCUUAAGAAACAAAGUUAAAACUGUCAAGCGAUUAUUAUCAUCAUCAGAAGUUGUACCAUAUGAAACUAAUAUUGAACGGCAAGCUGCUGGUGAUACCACUGGACAACAAAUUUCAUUAUUUGUUAAAAUAAAAAUGUUUUUGCUCAACCUUAACUUUUUCUCAGAUCCAGAUGAAAACAGUGAAUGGCACUUAUAUGGUCAACGUCUUUCAACUCGAUUCUUCACCGUUUCAAUAAUUAUUGCAUUUUCUAUACUUAUUCUCUAUGCAUCCACAUAUUCUGUUACAAAAACGAUCACCAUUAACAAACCUCCAAUCGAUGUUUAUUUCACUCUUCAAGAUAAAUAUCCUCAAACAUUGACCUGUCCAUGUUCAUCAACUACAAAUGAACAAUCUCAAUUCAUAUCAUUUCAACCGACAUUUCAUCCAGUUUGUUCUUCAAGUUUUAUUACAAAUAAUUGGAGUAACUAUUUAACAGCAGAGAACGGUAAUAUCAUGGGUUACCUCGAUGUUCGUUUCAGUCUUAUAAACUUCUUUCCAACUAUUUUAUCCUUUUGUCAACUAUCACAGAAAAUAAUCAACAAUGAAUUAACAAUAUUCAAUUCAACAAAAUAUAUUACAAAAUCUAUACAAGAAAUAGAUCUAUUCAAUUCUCAAACACAACAGCUCAUUAGUAACAUGAAAAAAACAAUAGUGAACUCAUUUCAACUUUCAAUCUCAAUGUUACGUCAAACAGUUUGGGGAAACGGAUUGUAUUGUCUUUCAGCUUAUUUUUAUGUUCCUGAUCCGACGAUUAACUAUGAUUAUAACUCAACAAUAAAUCCUCAUGAUUUAAAUCUUGUAUUUUACCCAGCUUAUUAUCAACCUAGCUUUGGCACAACAUGUUCAUGUAAAAUCCAUCCAACUACAUGCAAUAUAUUAUCUAAUAUCACUUAUCUUAACGAAACGAAAACUUACAAUCUGUUUACUGUCCCUGGUUAUUAUAUUGGUUGUUAUGCGAGCGAAUCAAUGUUUCGUUCUACUUUUGAAUGUUUUUUUGAUCAAACAUGUUUACAAACAAUUUAUAAUUUAACAAAUUUAAUAUCAACAGAAAUAUUUAAUCCAACUGCUAUGGAAUUAAAUAACAGUCGUUAUAAUGAAACAACAAGUGUACAAAAUAUGACUGAUAAUUUAAUGGUCGAAGAAUGGAAUGAUAAAACAUCAUUUCAAUUUUAUUUUAAACAAUGUAAUCCAUAUUUAUGUUCAUAUUCGUAUGAUAUUAAAGGAGAUAUUAGUUAUGUAUUUGCAAUUACAUUUGGUUUAAUUGGUGGAUUAACAACUAUUUUAAAAACAAUUAUUCCAUCUAUUGUAUCAAUAAUUAGACGAUGGCGACAGAAAAGACAAAUUAGUACCAGUCAAUCAGUAGUUAAUCACGUAUUUUAUGUUUCUUUUGAAAAUAUUACACAUAUGAUUAUUAAGAAUAAUCCAACAAUUAUUGAAUUUAAUAAACUUUAUCAAGAAUAUCCAAAUACUAUUCAAUGUCCAUGUCAAACAUAUUCAAUUGCAUAUGAACAAUUUAUUACAUUUCAACCUCAUUUACAUUCAAUUUGUUCAAGUACAUUUGUUGAUGAAACUUCACAAUGGCUUGUAAUUGAUUAUCCACAAACAAUGCCAAUACAUUCUGCUCGAAAAGAUGAUUUUCGACAAAUUGGAAGUCCGUUUUUUCAACUUUUAAAUUCAUUUUGUAAUUUAUCAAAUAAAACAGUCUAUGCAGAAUUAAGAACAUUUGAUUCAAGUAGAUUUAUUACAUUAAAUUUAAUUACAUAUGAACAAUUUCAAACUCAAAUGAAUCAAUUAAUUGAUCAAUUUUUACAAAAUACAGCUCGUGCAUUUAUUAAUUCACUCUUUUUUGCGGAAAAUAUGACUGCAGCAAAUAUGUUAUUUUCUGCAUUUCAAUCGGAUUCAUUGUAUUCAUCAGGAUCUCCAGUAUAUGAUGAGUAUAGGUUUACAGAUUAUCAAUAUAUCUAUGAUCGAAUAGAUCAAAUAUAUAAUUCAAAUGAAACUGGAAUUGAUUGUGAUUGUCAAAGUACACCAUGGUGUAUUCAACAAGCAAUUGUUUAUGAUUUAGAUACAAUAACACAACUGUUUUCUCCACCAGGUAUAUUUGUUGGAUGUUAUCUUGUUGAAGCAGUUUUACAAAGUGAUCUAAGAUGUUUCUUCGAUAUUGGUUGUUUACAACAGUUGAUUGAUAGUUUAUCUUUGGUGAAUAUCAGCGCAUCGGAUAUUAUUUUAAAUUCAACAGCAAGUCAUUAUCAAGAAAAAAGUUCUUUAUUAGAAAUUGUUUCAAAUUUAAUGAUUGAAGAAUGGAAUAAUCAAACAUUUUAUGAUAACUAUUUUAAUAUAUGUCAACCAUCAGUUUGUACAGCAACAUAUGUUAGCCGUGGAAAUAUUAUUUAUAUUAUAACAACAACUAUAGGAUUGAUUGGAGGAUUAACAAAAGUCUAUAUAUUUAUUGCACCAAUAUUUAUAAAGAUUAUGGUACAUGUAAUUAUUCCGUUUAUACGAAAAAAAUGUGGUGCAUUUGACGUUGAUGUCGGACAAAAACGGAAAAGGUUGCGUCCGAUGGAUAAUCGUGAAUAUCAUCAUCCUUCUUAUCGAACUGAUAUUGCAUUAGAACAACCUGAAACAGAUGCAACAUUUGAGUAUAGUAAGAGUGCAUAUUAUUAUAUGUUUAAUCGAGUAUAUGAACAAUGGAAAGAAGUAACUAAUGGUAAUAAUCAAGAACAUCUAGAUAUCAUUAUCUAUAAAAAUUCAAGGACAAUACCUAGUAUAAAAUCGAUCAUUGUCCAAACAAUGUGGUGUCUCUUUAUAAUUUGGAUUUUAGCGGUUUUCACUGGUUUCAUCUUUACGUUUUUACCAAGACAUGAAAAUAGUCAAAGUGGUCUUAUUGGCUUUACUGAUGAUUCAGCAACGACAACUUCUACAACUACAAGCGCAAUUACAACGACUUCGUUAACUAGCUAUGCUACAACUAUAACGCCAACUAGCAGCAGUACCGCGACAACGUCAACUGAGAGCAGCACAGCAUCAACUAGCAGCAGCACAACGCCAACUAGCACAAGCACAACCAUAACACCAACUGAUAGCAGCACAGCAUCACCUAGCAGCAGCACAACGUCAACUGAGAGCGACAUCACAACAACAUCAACUAGCAGCAGCACUACGUUAACUGAGAGCAGCACCACAACGACAUCAACUAGCAGCACUACGUCAACUGAGAGCAGCACCACGACAACGUCAACUAGCACUAGCACAACGACGACAAUAACAACCAGCAGCAGCACCACAACCACCACGACAACAUCAACUACUAGCAGUACAACUACAACCUCAACAAGUACGACCACAUCGACAACGACAACGACAACGACAACUAUGAUUACAAAUCCAUGUGCAUUCGGUGAUUUAGGUUGGAAUACAACAGGUAUUACUGUAAUCAGUUCACCACCAAAUAUGGGAGCUUCGGGUGUAUUCGUUGGCUUAGAUGGUACUUUAUAUUCUGUGGAUGAGAAUAGUAAUUUCGUUGUAUGGAAACUAUUAAAUAAUGCUGUAAAUGUAACAAUCGCAGUUGGAUUGUAUCAAUCACAAGGGUCUAAUAGUUCUCAACUCAAUUAUCCAAAUGAUAUUUAUGUCGAUAGAUAUGGAAAUUUAUAUGUAAGUGAUUCUAGCAAUCAACGAAUACAAAAGUUCAGUAAUGGAUCAACAAUAAAUGGACAAACGAUUGCAGGUGUAACUGGAGUAGCUAGCUCUGCAUUGAAUCAAUUCAACACGCCGCGAUAUUUUACUUUUGAUGCUACAGAUACAUAUAUGUAUAUUGCUGACUAUUAUUGUCAUCGAAUUAUGCGCUAUUCAACGAAUUCGACUGGAGGUACUAAUGGAACACUGGUAGCUGGUGGAAGUGGAGCAUAUAAUCAAAACACAUCGGUGAACGGGCCAUGGGGUAUUCAUUAUUUGUCAUCUGUAAGCAGUGAUCUAUUUAUAACAAACAAUUAUGGACAUACAGUAAUGCGUUGGACUCCUGGUGCUACUUCAGGCACUUUCGUUGCUGGUACGCCAGGUGUUGCAGGUUCUAAUUCUACUCUCUUAAAUCAGCCGAUGGGUAUUAAAAUUGAUUCUUAUUUGAACAUGUACGUUGUUGACUAUGGUAAUCAUAGAGUACAACUUUUUUGUGCAAACAAUCAAACUGGCAUCACUAUCGCUGGAACUGGUGUCGCUGGUAGUGGCGCAACACAAUUAAGUAGUCCACGUGCUACAAAUUUUACACUUCAAUGGAACUCUACAGGCAUCACUGUAGCCGGUGAUGUUGGUGGUUCGUCAGGUACAGCCGCCAAUCGUUUUAGUGGGCCUUAUGUUUUGAGAUUUGAUUCUUCAAAUGCUCUCAUUAUCUCUGAUACGUUAAACCAUCGAAUACAAAAAUGGAUCAUAGGUAACUCAAGUGGUGUAACAAUUGCCGGUCAGGCAAGUGGAACAGCAGGUUCUUCCUCUAAUUCUUUGUACCAGCCAGUCGGUAUUGUACUCGACUCAAGUGACGGCAUAUACAUCGCAGAUAAAGCCAAUAAUCGAGUUAUGUUCUGGGCAAAUGGUGCAUCAUCUGGCUCGAUGAUCGCUGGGACAGGUGUUAGUGGAAAUGCAAGCAAUCAGUUUAGAAAUCCUAACAUGAUCGAACGCGUUUCAAGCUCGGGCACUCUGUACAUCAGUGAUCUAGAGAAUCAUCGUGUGAUGCAAUAUCUUAACGGUAGUUCAUCCGGUACUGUGGUGGCUGGUGGAAACGGACCUGGGACAAACACCUCGCAAUUGUGGUACCCAUUCGGAUUUACUCUAGAUUUAUCGACGAAUAGUCUAAUAAUUUCAAACUGUGAUGCUCACAAUGUUGUUCGUUGGGUGAUAGGCGCUACGAGUUGGACACUUCUUGCUGGCAGUGCUACUGGAGCAAGUGGAUCUUCAUCGACACUUUUGUAUAAUCCUAUUGGUGUAGCAAUAGAUCGAUAUCACAAUCUAUAUGUAGCUGAUGCAGCCAAUCAUCGGAUUCAGCUUUUUUUGGCUGGUCAGUUUAGUGCUACGACGAUUGCCGGUAUUACUGGUUCACCUGGCAUCGGCGCUACUCAAUUAAAUAGACCCUAUGGAAUAUUAUUCGAUAACCAAUUGAAUUUAUAUGUAUCAGACAAUUCCAAUAACAGAGUACAAAAAUUUGCAUAUUAUGGUACAACGGCAACUACGUCGACAACAUCCACAACGACAACUACAACUACAAUCGCAACUACAGCUACAACAAGAACUGCGAUUUGGCAAAUGGUGGGAACUGGCUCUGUUAUCGGUGAUGCAGGGUGUUAUGGCCUUGCAUCUAAUUAUGUAGGAAAUUUCAGCCAAUGCAAAUCUAGUUGUGAAUCAAUGACGAAUUGCAGUGCAGUAGAUUGGCUGGCAAGUGCAUUAUUAUGUGUGUAUCGCCAAUGUACUACCUAUCCGCCAAACACUCAUCCACAAUCGGGUGGCUGGGAAGCAUGGGCUAUUACAACGUCAUCUUUACUUAAUCCACCUCCUAUUAUUCAGUGGUUAUUCGAUGGCGAUUUUAACGAUGUAUAUGGUACUUAUAAUGGAUAUUUAGUUAAUAACAGUAAUGUUACAUGGAUGUCACCAGGCUAUGCUGGAUAUGGAAGUGCCGUUUGCUUUUUAUCUACCAAUUAUUUACUCGUCAAUCAUUAUCUUAAUUUCAAUUCAACUAGUUUCACAAUUUCUGCUUGGAUAUGGAUUCCAGCUAAUCUUUCAUUAGGUGGAAAUUUCUUUGUAAUUUUUAGUCAUUGCAACGCAACUAAUCCAGAUAUGUGUAUGCACAUUGGAAUAAAUGGUGGUAGAGUCUUUUUAGGUUUCUACAGUGAUGAUUUAACAGGAGGUACUUCACUGAGUUCCAACCAAUGGUACCAUGUUGCCUACGUCUACGAUCGAUUAUCAUCCAGACAGAUUGUUUAUUUCAAAGGAAAUCAAGAUGGAACUCGAGUGACUAAUGGUUUUUAUACAGGUAUUGCAAGCACACUGGUUGUCGGAGCCAUACCGUCAUUUGGUACGGGAUUUGUUGCUAAUAAUGGUUUCAUUGAUAAAUUGACAUUUGUGUCACGUGUUAAAACUUCUGCUGAGCUUCUUGACGAAGCUACUCUUGUUGCUUAUUAUCCAUUCGAUAAUUCUUACACUGACUUCGGACCCAAUCAGAUCAUAAAUAGUACUAGUGUCUCAACUAUGUUUGACUCGUCUGGUCAAUUUAAUCAAUGUUUAUUGAUUAAUUCAACAAAUUUAUCUUACUUUCAAACAACAGGUUUCUCUUAUCUUGGUCAGACGAGCUAUUCAUAUUCAUUCUCUUUGUGGAUUUAUCCAUUCGUCAAUAAUGGUACUAUUCUUCAGGUCAGCUCUUCAAAUGGUUGGUGUGUGCCAAUGAUUGGUUUUGAUAUUUCUGGUCGUCUAACAAUCCAAACAAUGGGUAGUAAUGGUAUUUAUGCUGUUUCAUUAACUUCUGGAACAUUAUCACUAAACCAAUGGACUCAUAUGGCUAUGACUUAUUCAACUAUAAAUGGUAUUCAACUGUUUAUGAAUGGAGUAUUCAUGGUUGGUAAUAAUACCGUUACAAGCUACUCAGCUAGUGGUCAAAUAAGUACAAUUACUAUUGGAACUUGUCUUUCUCCAAGUACAUGUGCUGUUAAUACAACAACAAUUAUUCCAUCACAAUUUCGAGGAAAAAUUGAUGAAUUAAAAAUCUUUUCUCGUGAAUUAUCAUUAAGUGAUAUUGGUCAACUAGCUCAAGCAACAAGCUUAUAUACAUUUGGUCCAUCCAGUUUCUGGCAAUUUGAUAACAAUACCUUAGAUAGUAUAUCAAAUCUCAAUGGAGUAGGUGUCAAUUCACCUAGUUAUGUAACACCUGGAAUCACUGGCAGUGGAUAUGCUUUAAAUCUUAAUAAAACCAAUACUCAAUAUGUAACAAUAGCAGCCAAUCAAAUAUUCGCUAAUACUAGUUUUACAGUGGAAAUGUGGAUUUAUCCUACUUCAUUAAGCGAUAUUUUUUAUGGACUCUUCUCUCAACAUGAAGCUUCGGGAACUGAUCGUCUAUUACAUUUGAUUCUUAAAUAUCAACUGCUUUACAUGGGUUUUUUUAGUGAUGAUCUUCAGGGUACAACCUCAGUGUCAGUUCCGUACACUUGGUAUCAUGUUACUUUCGUUUACGACUAUCGAUCACGAACACAAAUCGUAUAUUUGAAUGGAUAUCAAGAUGGUCUUCGUACUCCGGCUGGACCAUAUUUAGGAAUCUCUGGCGCAAUAACUAUUGGAACAUUUUUUGAUUCUUCUAAUAUAACUCAACCUUACAAUGGUUACAUUGAUCAAGUUUCGCUGACCAUGCGAACUAAAACUGCUAGCGAAAUACUUACUGAUGCUACUUUGACCACUUGGCAUUCAUUUGAUAGUAUACCAUUACAAGACUCUGGUCCACUUGGACUUAUUACAGCAACUAAUAAUGUUACUUUAACAACUGGAAAGGUGAAUCAAGCAUUAAAUUUCAACUCAACUUCAUCUUAUUAUCAGAUACAAAGUUUUGUUCUUCUUGGAACCUCGAACCAUUCAUACUCUAUUGCGUUGUGGGUUAAACGUACAUCAACAGGUGGUGGAACUCUUGUUCAUCUUUCAACACAAACAAAUGGACAAGGAUGGUGUGUUACCCUAUUAGGAUUUCGCUCUACUGGUGAAAUAGUAACCACCAAUUCGGGCUCUACAGGCAAUGAAGUAGUGGGUCCUAUUCUACCCAUCAACGUCUGGACUCAUGUCACUAGUACUUUCUCAACCAUGAAUGGAUUACGAUUUUAUAUAAAUGGAAUAUAUAGUGCUAGUACAGGUGUUAUGUCCUAUAGUGCUGCACAACAAGCAGUUAUUUUGACAUUGGGAAAUCCAAUGAUGGGUGGCUCCUGCAAUUCAUCAUCAAUUACUACAGGCAUUUAUUCUGGUUAUUUAGAUGAAUUUCGUGUUUAUUCUCGAGAACUAAGUGUUGCGGACGUUUAUACACUUGCUAAUCCAUAA
Messenger RNA from Adineta steineri, 9351 nucleotides. NCBI's taxonomy places the organism in Eukaryota, Metazoa, Rotifera, Eurotatoria, Adinetida, Adinetidae. The record is from the annotation of a GenBank genome assembly.